Molecule: messenger RNA, 8359 nt
Organism: Mesocricetus auratus (golden hamster)
Lineage: Eukaryota; Metazoa; Chordata; Mammalia; Rodentia; Cricetidae
Gene: Fn1
Product: fibronectin 1
Exons: 46
Coding region: 238-7668 (2476 amino acids)
Biological process (GO): nervous system development; heart development; cell-substrate junction assembly
Cellular component (GO): extracellular region
Molecular function (GO): integrin binding; proteoglycan binding
Source: RefSeq, a predicted model, not a curated record
UGGGGCUCAGCCGCCCGCACCCGCUGCGCUGCGCUAGGGGAGGAGAGGGACCCCGGGCGUGAGCGGGACCUGCGGCCACAACUUCUGGUCCUCUCCCGCUCUCUUUCCAGUCUCUGUUCCCCAUCUUCUUACAGGCGCCCGCUCCUCCGGACUUUUCCCCCGGCAGGCUGCGAAGGGACCCACACUUCGGGGCCACUUGCCUCCUGGGGAGGGCGACUCUCCUCCCAUCCACUCAAGAUGCUCAGGGGUCCGGGACCCGGGCGGCUGCUGCUGCUGGCCGUCCUGUGCCUGGGGACAGCGGUGCGCUGCACCGAAGCCGGGAAGAGCAAGAGGCAGACUCAGCAAAUCGUGCAGCCUCAGUCCCCGGUGGCUGUCAGUCAAAGCAAGCCUGGUUGUUUUGACAAUGGGAAACACUACCAGAUAAACCAACAGUGGGAACGCACCUACCUAGGCAAUGCCUUGGUUUGUACCUGCUAUGGAGGAAGCCGAGGUUUUAACUGUGAGAGUAAACCUGAACCUGAAGAGACUUGCUUUGACAAAUACACCGGGAACACUUACAAAGUGGGUGACACUUAUGAGCGCCCUAAAGAUUCCAUGAUCUGGGACUGUACCUGCAUCGGGGCUGGGCGCGGGAGGAUCAGCUGUACCAUUGCAAAUCGCUGCCAUGAAGGGGGUCAGUCCUACAAGAUUGGUGACAAGUGGAGGAGGCCACAUGAGACUGGUGGUUACAUGUUAGAGUGUUUGUGUCUGGGAAAUGGCAAAGGAGAGUGGACCUGUAAACCUAUAGCCGAGAAAUGUUUUGAUCAUGCUGCUGGGACUUCCUAUGUCGUGGGCGAGACCUGGGAAAAACCCUACCAAGGCUGGAUGAUGGUGGACUGUACUUGUCUGGGCGAAGGCAGUGGGCGCAUCACCUGUACCUCCAGAAACCGGUGCAAUGAUCAGGACACCCGGACAUCCUAUAGAAUUGGAGACACAUGGAGCAAGAAGGACAACCGAGGAAACCUGCUCCAGUGCGUCUGCACAGGCAACGGCAGAGGGGAAUGGAAGUGCGAGCGGCACGCUCUCCAGAGCACUUCAGCUGGAUCUGGCUCCCCCACAGAUGUCCGAACAGCAGUUUACCAACCCCAGACUCACCUGCAGCCCGCUCCAUAUGGCCACUGUGUCACCGACAGCGGUGUGGUCUACUCGGUGGGGAUGCAGUGGCUGAAGUCACAGGGAAACAAGCAGAUGUUGUGCACUUGCCUGGGCAAUGGAGUCAGCUGCCAGGAGACAGCUGUGACCCAGACUUAUGGCGGCAAUUCAAAUGGGGAGCCCUGUGUCCUCCCAUUCACCUACAAUGGUAGGACCUUCUACUCCUGCACGGCGGAAGGGCGGCAAGAUGGACACCUGUGGUGCAGCACAACUUCAAACUAUGAGAAAGACCAGAAGUAUUCUUUCUGUACAGACCAUGCCGUUUUGGUUCAGACUCGAGGCGGAAAUUCCAAUGGUGCCUUGUGCCACUUCCCCUUCCUGUACAACAACCGCAAUUACACUGACUGUACUUCUGAGGGCAGGAGGGACAACAUGAAAUGGUGUGGAACAACCCAGAACUAUGACGUUGACCAGAAGUUUGGAUUCUGCCCUAUGGCUGCCCACGAGGAGAUCUGCACAACCAACGAAGGGGUCAUGUAUCGCAUUGGGGAUCAGUGGGAUAAGCAGCAUGAUUUGGGCCACAUGAUGAGGUGCACAUGUGUUGGUAACGGCCGUGGAGAAUGGUCCUGCAUCCCCUACUCUCAGCUUCGAGAUCAGUGCAUUGUUGAUGACAUCACUUACAACGUAAACGACACAUUCCACAAGCGUCACGAGGAGGGGCACAUGCUCAACUGCACCUGCUUCGGUCAGGGCCGGGGCAGAUGGAAGUGUGAUCCUAUUGACCAGUGCCAAGACUCAGAGAGCCGGACAUUUUACCAGAUUGGUGAUUCCUGGGAGAAGUUUGUGCAUGGUGUCAGAUACCAGUGCUACUGCUAUGGUCGUGGUAUUGGGGAGUGGCAUUGUCAACCUCUGCAGACAUACGCAGGCACAACUGGUCCUGUCCAAGUGAUUAUCACAGAGACGCCCAGCCAACCCAAUUCCCACCCCAUUCAGUGGAAUGCACCGGAGCCUUCUCACAUCACCAAGUACAUUCUUAGGUGGAGACCUAAAACCUCUGUGGGCCGCUGGAAGGAAGCCACCAUUCCAGGCCACCUCAAUUCCUAUACCAUCAAAGGCCUGACCCCAGGUGUGAUCUAUGAGGGUCAGCUCAUCAGCUUCCAGCAGUAUGGGCACAAAGAAGUGACACGUUUUGACUUCACCACCAGUGCCAGCACGCCUGUGACCAGCAACACGGUGACAGGAGAGACUGCGCCCUUUUCUCCCGUUGUGGCAACUUCUGAGUCUGUGACUGAAAUCACGGCCAGCAGCUUUGUGGUCUCAUGGGUCUCAGCUUCCGACACUGUGUCAGGAUUCCGGGUGGAGUAUGAGCUGAGCGAGGAGGGAGACGAGCCACAGUACCUUGAUCUUCCAAGCACGGCCACUUCUGUGAACAUCCCUGACCUGCUCCCAGGCAGGAAGUACAUCGUCAAUGUCUAUCAGAUAUCUGAAGAGGGAAAGCAGAGCUUGAUCCUGUCUACAUCCCAGACGACGGCACCUGAUGCCCCUCCAGACCCUACUGUGGACCAGGUUGAUGACACAUCAAUUGUCGUUCGGUGGAGCAGACCCCAGGCACCCAUCACAGGGUACAGAAUCGUCUAUUCACCGUCAGUAGAAGGCAGCAGCACAGAACUCAACCUUCCUGAAACCGCCAACUCCGUCACCCUCAGUGACCUACAGCCCGGUGUGCAGUACAACAUCACCAUCUAUGCAGUGGAGGAAAACCAAGAGAGCACGCCUGUGUUCAUUCAACAAGAGACUACCGGCACCCCACGAUCUGAUAAGGUUCCCCCUCCCCGGGAACUCCAGUUUGUGGAAGUGACAGAUGUGAAAGUCACCAUCAUGUGGACACCUCCUGAUAGUCUGGUGACUGGCUACCGUGUUGAUGUCCUCCCUGUCAACCUGCCUGGGGAACACGGGCAGAGGCUGCCUGUCAGCAGGAACACCUUUGCUGAAAUCACCGGGCUGACCCCUGGGGUCACAUACCAAUUCAGCGUCUAUGCUGUGAACCAAGGCAGGGAAAGCAAGCCUCUGACCGCACAACAGACCACCAAACUCGAUGCACCCACCAACCUCCAGUUUAUCAACGAAAAUGACAGAACUGUUUUGGUGACCUGGACCCCACCUCGGGCCCGGAUAGCGGGCUACCGGCUGACAGUGGGUCCGACUCGAGGGGGCCAGACCAAGCAGUAUAAUGUGGGACCCUCAGCCGCCAAGUAUCCCCUGAGAAAUCUGCAGCCUGGAUCUGAGUACACAGUGACCCUGGUGGCUGUGAAAGGCAACCAACAGAGCCCCAAAGCCACCGGAGUCUUCACUACCCUGCAGCCUACGCGCUCCAUUCCACCUUACAACACCGAGGUGACGGAUACGACCAUCGUGAUCACCUGGACCCCCGCUCCAAGAAUUGGCUUCAAGCUGGGUGUACGACCAAGCCAGGGAGGCGAAGCACCCCGAGAAGUGACUUCAGAAUCUGGAAGCAUCGUUGUGUCUGGCUUGACACCAGGCAUAGAGUAUACUUACACCAUCCAGGUCCUGAGAGAUGGCCAGGAGAGGGAUGCACCAAUUGUCAACAGAGUUGUGACGCCCUUGUCUCCGCCAACGAACUUGCACCUGGAGGCAAACCCUGACACUGGAGUGCUUACGGUCUCCUGGGAGAGGAGUGUCACCCCAGGCAUUACUGGCUACAGAAUAACCACAACCCCAAGUGGGCAGCAGGGAAGCACUCUGGAAGAAGUGGUCCAUGCCGACCAGAGCUCCUGCACUUUUGAAAACCUGAAUCCUGGCCUGGAGUACAAUGUCAGUGUUUACGCUGUCAAAAAUGACAAGGAAAGUGCCCCUAUCUCUGAUACCAUCAUCCCAGAGGUGCCCCAGCUCACUGACCUAAGCUUUGUUGAUAUAACCGAUUCAACCAUCGGCCUGAGGUGGACCCCGCUAAACUCUUCCACCAUUAUUGGGUACCGCAUCACAGUAGUUGCAACAGGAGAAGGUGUCCCUAUUUUUGAAGAUUUUGUGGACUCCUCAGUAGGAUACUACACAGUUACAGGGCUGGAACCCGGCAUUGACUAUGACAUCAGCGUUAUCACUCUCAUUAAUGGCGGAGAGAGUGCCCCUACUACACUGACACAGCAAACGGCUGUCCCUCCUCCCACUGAUCUUCGAUUCACCAACAUUGGUCCAGACACUAUGCGUGUCACUUGGGCCCCACCUCCGUCCAUCGAGCUAACCAACCUCUUGGUGCGCUACUCCCCUGUGAAGAACGAGGAGGACGUGGCGGAGCUGUCAAUUUCACCUUCAGACAAUGCAGUGGUUCUAACAAAUCUCCUUCCUGGGACUGAAUAUUUAGUCAGUGUCUCCAGUGUCUAUGAACAACACGAGAGCAUCCCUCUUCAAGGAAGACAGAAAACAGGUCUUGAUUCUCCAACUGGUUUUGAUUCUUCUGAUAUCACUGCCAACUCGUUCACUGUCCACUGGGUGGCCCCUCGAGCUCCCAUCACCGGCUACAUAAUUCGCCAUCAUGCCGAGCAGUCUGUUGGAAGACCUAGACAAGACCGAGUGCCUCCCUCUCGGAAUUCUAUCACCCUCACCAACCUCAACCCUGGUACUGAGUACAUUGUCAGCAUCAUUGCUGUUAAUGGCAGAGAGGAGAGCUCCCCUCUGAUUGGCCAGCAAUCAACAGUUUCUGACAUUCCGAGGGACCUGGAAGUCAUUGCCUCCACCCCUACCAGCCUGCUGAUCAGCUGGGAACCUCCUCCCGUCUCCGUACGCUAUUACAGAAUCACCUAUGGAGAGACAGGCGGAAACAGCCCUGUCCAGGAGUUCACUGUGCCUGGCAGCAAGUCCACAGCCACCAUCAACAACAUUAAACCCGGAGCAGAUUACACUAUCACCCUGUACGCUAUCACUGGCCGCGGGGACAGUCCAGCCAGCAGCAAGCCAGUUUCCAUCAAUUAUCGAACAGAAAUCGACAAGCCAUCCCAAAUGCAAGUGACUGAUGUUCAGGACAACAGCAUUAGUGUCAGGUGGCUGCCUUCAAGUUCUCCUGUGACGGGUUACAGAGUGACCACCAUUCCCAAAAAUGGCCCAGGACCAUCAAAAACUAAAACUGCUGGUCCAGAUCAAACAGAAAUGACUAUUGAAGGCUUGCAACCCACAGUGGAAUACGUGGUUAGUGUCUAUGCUCAGAACCAGAACGGAGAAAGCCAGCCCCUCGUUCAAACUGCAGUAACCAACAUUGAUCGCCCUAAAGGACUGGCAUUCACUGAUGUGGAUGUCGAUUCCAUCAAAAUUGCUUGGGAAAGCCCACAGGGGCAAGUUUCCAGGUACAGGGUGACCUACUCAAGCCCUGAGGAUGGAAUCCAUGAGCUUUUCCCUGCACCUGAUGGUGAAGAAGACACUGCAGAGCUACAAGGCCUCAGGCCGGGUUCUGAGUACACAGUCAGUGUGGUUGCCUUGCACGAUGAUAUGGAGAGCCAGCCCCUGAUUGGAAUCCAGUCCACAGCUAUUCCUGCUCCAACCAACCUGAAGUUCACUCAGGUGACACCCACCAGCUUCAGUGCCCAGUGGGUGGCACCCAAUGUUCAGCUCACUGGAUAUCGAGUACGGGUGACCCCGAAGGAGAAGACUGGACCGAUGAAGGAAAUCAACCUUUCUCCAGACAGCUCGUCUGUGGUUGUAUCCGGGCUCAUGGUGGCCACCAAAUAUGAAGUCAGUGUCUAUGCUCUCAAGGACACACUGACAAGCAGACCAGCUCAGGGAGUCAUCACAACUCUAGAGAAUGUCAGUCCUCCAAGAAGGGCCCGUGUCACAGAUGCUACAGAGACCACCAUCACUAUUAGCUGGCGAACAAAGACAGAGACAAUCACUGGCUUCCAAGUUGAUGCCAUCCCAGCCAAUGGCCAGCCCCCCAUUCAGAGGACCAUCAGCCCAGACAUCAGAACCUAUACCAUCACAGGUUUACAGCCAGGCACUGACUACAAGAUCCACCUGUACACUCUGAAUGACAAUGCCCGGAGCUCCCCUGUCAUCAUUGAUGCCUCCACUGCCAUUGAUGCACCAUCCAACCUGCGGUUCCUGGCCACCACACCCAACUCCUUGCUGGUAUCAUGGCAGGCGCCCCGUGCCAGGAUUACUGGCUACAUUAUCAAGUAUGAGAAGCCUGGAUCCCCUCCCAGAGAAGUGGUCCCUCGGCCCCGCCCUGGUGUCACAGAGGCCACCAUUACUGGUCUGGAGCCAGGAACUGAGUACACCAUCUAUGUCAUUGCCCUGAAGAACAACCAGAAGAGCGAGCCUCUGAUUGGAAGAAAAAAGACAGAUGAGCUUCCCCAACUGGUUACCCUUCCACACCCCAAUCUUCAUGGACCAGAGAUCCUGGAUGUUCCCUCCACAGUUCAAAAGACCCCCUUCGUCACCAACCCUGGGUAUGAGACUGAAAAUGGUAUACAGCUUCCUGGCACAACCCACCAACAACCCAGUGUUGGGCAACAAAUGAUCUUUGAGGAACAUGGCUUUAGGCGGACCACACCACCCACCGCGGCCACCCCCGUCAGGCUUAGGCCGAGACCAUACCCACCGAAUGUAGAUGAGGAGGUCCAAAUCGGUCAUGUUCCCAGGGGAGACGUAGACUACCACCUCUACCCUCACGUUCCGGGGCUCAAUCCAAAUGCCUCUACAGGACAAGAAGCUCUUUCUCAAACAACCAUCUCUUGGACGCCAUUCCAGGAGAGUUCUGAGUACAUCAUUUCAUGCCAUCCUGUUGGCACCGACGAGGAGCCCUUACAGUUCCAAGUUCCUGGAACGUCUACUAGUGCCACUCUGACUGGCCUUACCAAAGGGGUCACCUACAACAUCAUAGUUGAGGCACUGCAAAACCAGAGGAGGCACAAGGUUCGGGAAGAGGUUGUCACCGUGGGCAACACUGUCAAUGAAGGCCUGAACCAACCAACGGAUGACUCAUGCUUUGACCCUUACACAGUUUCCCAUUAUGCCAUUGGAGAGGAAUGGGAGCGACUGUCUGAUUCUGGCUUUAAGCUCACAUGCCAGUGCUUGGGCUUUGGCAGUGGUCAUUUCAGAUGUGAUUCAUCUAAAUGGUGCCAUGACAAUGGUGUGAACUACAAGAUUGGAGAGAAGUGGGAUCGCCAGGGAGAAAAUGGUCAGCGGAUGAGCUGCACGUGUCUCGGGAAUGGAAAGGGAGAAUUCAAGUGUGACCCCCAUGAAGCAACGUGCUAUGACGAUGGGAAGACCUACCACGUAGGAGAACAGUGGCAGAAAGAGUAUCUUGGAGCCAUUUGCUCCUGCACGUGUUUCGGGGGCCAGCGGGGCUGGCGCUGUGACAACUGCCGCAGACCUGGGGGUGAACCCAGUCCCGACGGCACCACCACCGGCCAUACCUACAACCAGUAUACUCAGAGAUACCACCAGAGAACAAACACUAAUGUUAAUUGCCCGAUUGAGUGCUUCAUGCCAUUAGACGUGCAAGCCGACAGAGACGACUCCAGAGAGUAACAUUUUCAACCCGGAAGAAGUGUCUCUCUCUGCCGAGGUCAAUCCACACCCGAGUGAUGUUAGCGGACCCUCCGUCUUUGAGUGUUCCUUUCUCCCUUAAGUCUUCUGCUCUGGGGGCAAGUUCUCAGCUUCAGCUCACCUCACAGCUUCUCUAAGCAUCAUCACCCUGGGGGAUGUUUUGAGACUUCUCUCACAAACAGGGCGGGUGAUUACCUUGUUUGCCCUGCAGGAGACGGUACCACCCAGUAUUGUUUAAGAGAAUCAAAGAUCCUUGUGAUUUGGUCUGGGAUCCAUAAGGAAACACCAGUAGCCAACCAAGAUGAAACACGUCUUGAAUGGUAGUACCCCAAAUCUGGAGUAGGGACGUUCCCCAAGCACUUUGGCUUUCUUUCUGUAACCAUAUGGCCUGCAGCGCUGUCAGGAGGCAUGUCCUGUAGCUGUGUGUUCAAACACCUCACAGUACUCACUCUGUCCCAACAAUUCUAAUUGCCUAGAAAUAUCCUUCUCUUACCUGUUAUUUAUCAAUUUUUCCCAGUAUUUUUAUACGGAAAAAAUUGUAUUGAAGACACUUAGUAUGCGGUUGAUGAGAGGAAUUCAGUAUAAUUAUGGUUGGUGGUUAUUUUUAUACUGUACAUGCCAACGCUUUACUACUGUGGAAAGACAAGUGUUUUAAUAAAAGAUUUACAUUCCA